Sporothrix brasiliensis 5110 is the source of this 1491-nucleotide messenger RNA. RefSeq lists its product as uncharacterized. Gene Ontology annotation, molecular function: transmembrane transporter activity. Gene Ontology annotation, biological process: transmembrane transport. NCBI's taxonomy places the organism in Eukaryota, Fungi, Ascomycota, Sordariomycetes, Ophiostomatales, Ophiostomataceae. The coding region runs from base 1 to 1491 and encodes 496 amino acids. The transcript is spliced from 8 exons. The record is from RefSeq and is a predicted model, not a curated record.
AUGGCAGAUGCUGUGAACAACAAGCAGCUCACAGAGCAUUCCGAGUAUCACAAACCCUCUAUGCGUCAUGUGGCCGGCCAGAUUGGAGCGGCACACUUGUACAUUGAGGAUGCUGAUGGCCAUGUGAUCGAGCGUGCGCGUAUUCCGCGUCCCACAAACGACCCUCGUGAUCCGCUGUCGUGGAGUGCAUCGCGUCGUCAUCUAGCAUUUGUCGCCAUCUCCAGUGUUGUUUUCCUCUCCAACUUUAGCAUCGGCACUGUUACCCCCGGCUUGACCCGCAUCAUCGAGGAAUUUGACAUCUCGCUGAGCCAGGCCAGCUAUCUGAUCACCUCGCAAAUUCUGACUCUGGGCGUAGGGAACCUCUUCUGGAUUCCGCUGUGCCUGAAAUUUGGCAAGCGCCCAACGACCAUUAUUUCAGUAGCACUCUUUCUCGCAACGUUUGCUUUUCAGAUUGCUGAUGUCUACUUUCUUCAUGAACGCGGAACUAUGGUUGGCAUUUACUCAAUGGCGAUUGCAAUCGGCGCAGCCUUUGGCGGCAUUUUUGCCGGCAUUACUGUCCACUACACGAACAACUGGCGCUGGGGACUUGGCCUGCACACCAUCCUCACCGGCAUUUCGUUUUUGAUGGUUCUGUUCUUUUUGGCAGAGACCAACUUUGACCGCCCGGCAGAGUCAGAGCUGGGUCUUGAGGCCGUCUCCGUCUCCGACCAUGGCACAGCGGUGGAAGUGGCAGCACCACGGAGCGCUUUGGCCACGUGGGCUCACGGGUUAAAGGCUUGGGGCUGGUAUGACCACAAAACAUCUUUGCUCACGCACUUUUGGUGGCCUAUCAAGGUCAUGUACUACCCCGCCGUGAUCUGGUCCUCACUUUUAUAUGGAGUCAUCCUCGGCUGGGUUGUCAUUGAGCAAACGGUCGACGCCACAGCCUUUCCUGAGAUCUAUGGCUUCAGCGACCUCGGCGUCGGGAACCUGAACAUUGCGGCCUUUAUCGGAGGAACCAUUGGCUGCCUUGUGGGUGGUCCUGCGUCGGACUACUUUGUUGCUUAUAUCUCCCGUAAACAGCAGGGCUACUUCAGGCCGGAGAAGCGACUUUAUUUCCUCGUUCUGGGAUUCAUUAUUGGUCCUAUCGGCUUGAUGCUCUGGGGCGCCGGACUGCAGAACCAGCUUCACUGGUCUGUCCCCGUCGUUGGAUGGGGUAUCUCUUACUGUGUACUCUGCCUCGUUCCCACCGUUGCCAUCACCUACGUUGUUGACUGCUACCGGCCGCUGGCUGGUGAAACGUUGACGGGCAUGACGGCUUUCAAGAACACGUUUGCCUUUGCGCUCAGCUUCGGCGAGGCCUCGUGGAUCUCACGCGACGGCUAUGUGGCGACUGCCGGAUAUAUGCUGCUGAUUGAGGUUGUUUUGCUGCUGACGGGCAUUCCCAUGUGUAUAUAUGGUGAGAGGCUGAGGAACUGGACGUUGAAGAGCGUAACGGAAGAAGAGAGUUGA